Messenger RNA from Drosophila busckii, 341 nucleotides. RefSeq lists its product as uncharacterized. The record is from RefSeq and is a predicted model, not a curated record. NCBI's taxonomy places the organism in Eukaryota, Metazoa, Arthropoda, Insecta, Diptera, Drosophilidae. Bases 87 to 257 code for a protein of 56 amino acids. The transcript is spliced from 3 exons.
UGGAAACUCAAGCAAUAGAUUAUCAAAGCCUUGCAGUGCGCCAAGCAAACAGCACGCGCAGAACUGAUGAAGACAGAUUUGCAGUGAUGGUUGCUGUAGCAACCAUUACCUGGGCGCUGCUCACCUGUCUGAGUGCUUUCAUCUACUGCUGCACUUACGGACGCCUAUUCAAAGCAGCAGUGGACUCGGACUCGGAGCUGGACAGCCAAUCAGAGCAGCUGGACUUGGAGCUGCAGAGCAUGCUGCCCAAAGAUUAAGCGUCAAAGGUCGCUAACACCAGCAGCAGCAGCAGCAGCUGCUGUUAGCGAUCAUUGGCUGGGCAGGACAAUAUGACGUUGCCG